UAUGAUGUUUGUGCCAAACCAGAUUUAAAUCAUUCAUUAAUAAUCGUUUUUGUAUAUUUGUUAUUAGAACACUUUAUCCGUGUUGAUUAUUUUAAAACAACUCUGACUAAUCUUAUGAAUCAAUAUUACCUAUAUUAAUAAACCAAUGCAUACGAUUUCCUGGUUGACACAGAUGGACAUCUUUAGUCACAUGUCAGCAAAAAAAUGUAUGACAUCACGACUAGAUAACUGACUCGUCUCUGUCUUGAUAAAGUUACUGCUGAACAAACACUCUUCAUUUAACAUGGAGGUGGACACGGAACGACAGGAGCGCUACUUUAUUGUAGUGAGGAGAAGCAAGAAGGGCUUAUCUCGCGGGUCAAUUUUGCGCGCGGAUGCUGAGACAGCCGCUGGAGAUCUCAUAGGAAUGGUUUAUGGCGGAGGUGGCAUUACCAGGAGCAGUGGUUCGGUGAAGAAAGACGACACAUACCCUCUCUCACGCCAUCAAGCUCAGCUACUUUUGUUCGUUUCUCCUGCCAGCAGGAGACUGGAGCUCAUGUGCAACGUCCAGCUCUUCAGUGCAGUCUGUGACCUUACUCAGGAUGAUCUUGUUGUGGUCAAACACAAGAAGGAUUUUCAACCAUGCCUGGUCAAGAAUCUGGUUCAAGUAGGCAAGGACAAACCAGGAGUCUUGCAAAUGCUGGGAUUUGAGCUGAGCUUAAUGGAGGGUGAGGAGGAUAUUUUGUUGAAGAAGACUGUCCCUCUUCCCUUCUUCAGUGCAGCCGACAUUGUCCAAGUGGUUCCAUCACAUUCAAACACCAGACAACCACUGAGAAUCAGCAGUGAUUUGGGUUUGAACAGCAAAGCAGUGUCUCGCAUAUAUUCCAUGCCAGCUCUUAACUUCCGCAAUGCAAAAAAAGGAAGUACCUUCUCCAACAAGAAUGUGUCCAACUCCAUUCAGGCCAUGUCCCAUUAUUCUUUGGAGGUAGGGUCCAUGGCAGAGGUCAUAUCUUUGAAUGGACUGACUGUAUAUGGGGUGAUAAGAUGGAUUGGAGUUCCAGAUGGAAAGAAAAAUUACUGGGCAGGACUUGAACUGGACAAUGAAGUGACGACUUGUUCGGAUGGGACGCUUGGUACAAUACGGUAUUUUACCUGUGAAGGAAACAAAGCCUUGUUUGUGCCAUUGACCAACUGCAAACCAGACAGUAGAUUUCUGUUCAUUUCAAAUGAGAUCCAGAAACCACUUGAACCUCCCUCAGUCACACUCCUGGAAGAUUUGGAUGAAGAUGUUCCCCCUGUUGCUGAGCAAGAUGUUUUGUCUCAUCUGGUGGGCAGAAUGAGGGGGAUCCAAGGUCACUUUAACUCUUGCUAUUUAGAUGCCACUCUCUUUAGUCUCUUCACGUCAUCCAUAGCUUUCAGCAGAAUGUUUAACAGAUCAGCCGAUAGCGAGGAAGGCAUUUCACACAUUUUAAGACGGGACAUUGUGAACCGUUUACGCAGAUCGGGCUUUGUUCCAGCAGAUAGUGUGAUGAAGUUUCGUAAACAGUUGGGCUGCAAAUCUUUUGCUACAGAUGAGAAAGAUCCAGAGGAGUUCAUCACCCUUCUAUUAAAGCAUGUUUUACACAUAGAGCCAUUGCUCAAAAUCAGGUCACGUGGAGAGUUGUCACAGGAUGCCUAUACGCAUCAGAUCAUUGUAGAGAAGAAUCAGAUGGGAGCCGUGCCUUCAGUUCAACAGCUGCUUGAGAUGUCUUUAGUAUCAAGUGAUCUGAAGUUUGGAGAGAUUCCAUCUUGCCUUAUAGUUCAGAUGCCACGAUUUGGUAAGAAGUUCAAGAUGUUCCCUAAAAUCAUUCCCUCAACGGAGCUGGACAUCACAGAUGUCUUACAUUGUUCUCCUCGGGAGUGUUUUGUGUGUGGUCAUCUAGCUGAAUAUGAGUGUGGCCAGUGCCUGAUGGACCAUAAGCUCCAGCCAGGCAAAAUUAAGCAGUAUUGCUCUACCUGUAACACACAGGUUCACACUCAUACCUCCCGACAGGAACACACUCCUCACAAACUUACAGUUCCAGAUCAUCUUCCAGAAGAUGCUUCAAUACAGAGGCACCAGAUGCAACUCUUUGCAGUUCUCUGUAUAAACACCAGCCAUUAUGUGUCUUUUGUCAAAUAUGGGGCUGACUCACGCUCAUGGAUCUUUUUUGACAGCAUGGCUGACCGAUGCGGUGAUGAUAACAAUGGCUACAACAUUCCCGUGAUCAGGUCCUGCCCUGAGGUUGGAGACUUCCUUUCCCAGUCUGAAGAGGAGAUCUCCACAGCAGAUCUGAGUCAGUGCAGUGAGCUGGUGAGCAGACUGCUGUGUGAUUCAUACAUGUGUCUGUAUCAGAGAACAACACAUUUGUGAUAUCUUUGAACUACUGUGUCUUAAUAUAUCUAUUGUGUCAUUGCAUCAUGAGAGUUGCUUUGCUAUGUACUUUAUAAAAAUGUUCUUGAGAUUUAUAAUGGAAGUUUAUUUGUAUAUAAAAGGGCUCCCAGCUGUACAUAAGACGGUUUAUCGGGCAGAGAUAUGCAUUUGAACAAUCAGCAAUAUAAUUUGAUUUAAUAUGACAAAUAGUUCCAGGAUGUCAUGGUUCAGUGUCAUUUUUUAUUUGGUUUAUUCUUUAGAUAAUUUGUACUUUAUUAACAUAUUCUAUUUUUAUUGAAAAUUAUUAAAGUUGUAGGAUGUUUAUAUUUGCAUUAAAACAUUGUUGUACCAAUUCCACAUGUCUGUAUUCAUUUUAUCCAUAGUAGAUAUUAUGUUAUGCAGAGUUUAACUUUCUUAACUUUUACUCUUUGUUUCAUUUUUGUAUAUUUUACGCUUUAUUGUUUACAAGUAUAGGUUACAGAAGCAAAUUACCUAAAAAAAUGAAGUAGAAAAUAUUAGUAAUUUAUAAUAUCUGGGAGAAUUAUGAGUAUUGGUGGGAUAUAAUGUAAGGCGUAGCUGAAUAGAAUUAUGGGCAAUGACGCCCUCUAAUGGAAACACCAGCAUUGAGUCCGAUAACAAUGUUUACAAAGACUUUAGCACGUUCUAAUCUAAACUGUGACGUCUGAUUCUUUACGAAUCGUUCUUUUGAAUUGAUUUGCCAAACAACUGAAACGAACUUUUGAUUAUGUUACAUUACAUUAUAUUAUUGUAUACAUUAAAAUAUUGUUUCUGAAACAA
Pimephales promelas (fathead minnow) is the source of this 3169-nucleotide messenger RNA. It is a transcript of the gene cyld2, whose product is annotated as cylindromatosis (turban tumor syndrome) 2. Gene Ontology annotation, biological process: protein deubiquitination. The record is from RefSeq and is a predicted model, not a curated record. Gene Ontology annotation, molecular function: cysteine-type deubiquitinase activity. Lineage: Eukaryota; Metazoa; Chordata; Actinopteri; Cypriniformes; Leuciscidae.